AUAACAAACGGCGAUUUCACAUUUUAUUGUAAACGAAAAUAGUGAAGUAAAUAAAACAUGUUUCUGUCCAAUAAUUUCCUGAGAAAAGCUUUAGUUUUGAAUUCCAAAAGAUUUUUCAGUGAAAAAACUAGUGGAAAGUUCUACGAUGUAAUUGUUAUUGGUGGUGGUCAUGCCGGAACUGAAGCCUGUGCUGCUGCCUCGCGAAUGGGAGCCAAAACCUUAUUGGUCACCCACAAAAAAGAAACAAUUGGGGAAAUGUCCUGCAAUCCGUCGUUUGGCGGAAUUGGGAAAGGACAUCUUAUUCGAGAAGUAGAUGCUCUCGAUGGGAUUUGUGGUCGAUGUUGUGAUGUUUCUGGAGUUCAAUACAAGGUGCUUAAUCGUCGUCGUGGUCCAGCUGUCUGGGGACCUAGAGCUCAAAUCGACCGUCAACUGUACAAAGCUGCCGUGCAAAAGGAACUCUUUAACAUUCCCAACCUAGACAUACUUUGCACACCUGUUGAGGAUCUCAUUAUAGACGAAUGCACCCCAGCUGACAAUUCAGAGACCGCAGUAGUGAAGUGCUCAGGAGUAAUUCUUAAAACUGGUGAAAAAAUCCAUUCCCAUGGAGUAGUCAUCACAACUGGAACUUUUCUUCGUGCGCACAUCAAUAUCGGAAUGGAUGUUCGCCCAGCUGGUCGGAUGGGUGAUGCACCGGCCAUUGGUCUCGCCAAUAGCCUUGAGAAUCUCAAUUUUCGAAUGGGACGUCUGAAAACUGGAACUCCCCCUCGAAUUCGAAAAAGUUCGAUAAACUAUUCCAAUUUAGACGUCCAACUGGGAGACGAUCCUCCCACUCCGUUCUCAUUUUUAAACGACAAAGUCUGGAUCAACGCCAAAGAUCAACUUCCCUGCCAUCUUACCAACACGACGUUCAGAGUUAACGAGAUCGUCAAGGAAAAUAUGCACCAGAAUCGACAUGUGACUGAAGAAAUCACCGGUCCAAGGUAUUGUCCAUCGAUUGAGUCGAAGAUUUUACGAUUUGGACAGAAAACUCAUCAAGUUUGGCUGGAGCCUGAAGGCUUCAACAGUGACUUGGUCUAUCCUCAAGGUUUGUCGUGUACUCUUCCUGAAGAACAACAAGUGGAACUAAUUCAUUCAAUUGUUGGUCUGGAGGAGGCCGAAGUUGUUGUGCCAGGUUACGGGGUUGAGUACGACUAUAUUGAUCCACGGGAGCUCUUCGUAACGCUGGAGACCAAAAGAGUUGCGGGGUUGUUCUUAGCGGGACAAAUCAAUGGAACCACGGGAUACGAAGAGGCAGCUGGUCAGGGACUACUUGCCGGAGCAAAUGCCGCUGCAAAGAGUUUGAAUAAAGAACAGAUGACUAUCAGUAGAACCGAAGCGUACAUUGGAGUACUCGUUGAUGAUUUAACUUCACUGGGAACGAAUGAGCCAUACAGGAUGUUUACAAGUCGAGCUGAGUUCCGAUUAUUACUGCGGCCAGAUAAUGCCGAUCUCCGCUUGACUGAGAAGGGUUACAAGUUUGGAUUGGUCUCCAAAGAACGUUAUAAUCAUAUGUGCCGAACAAAAGCUAAACUCGAUGAAGCCAUUACCAUUCUCAAGGAUCUCAAACGCUCUUCCAAUCAAUGGAGGUCUCUUUUCAAUCUCCCAGAGUCGAAAACUUCUGUUCCAAAGAGUGCCUUUGAAAUGUUAGCCAUCCCCGCAGAUAAUAUAUCCUGCAAACAAAUCGCUAGUCUAGAACCCGAACAUCUUGGAUGGCUUGCGGAAGAUGAACAAAUUUCCGAAAGAAUAAAGAUCGAAGCCCUCUACGAUUAUUUUGUAGUUGAACAGGCUAAAGAUGUGGAAGCUGUGAGACAAGAGGAACAGCUUAUGAUUCCAGCAAAUAUUGAUUAUUUUGCAAAAUCACUUAGCCUUUCAAAUGAAGAACGACAAAAGCUUACCAUGAUCCAACCUCAAACUAUUGCUGCAGCUAGUAGAAUUCAAGGUGUAACUCCUUCAACUGUUGUUCGACUUCUUAAAUUUAUAAAACAACGACCCCAUACAAAACAAAUUUCAAUUUAAUAAAACAAAUUUGAAAAUAGACAAAUAAUUUUAAAUAAG
Molecule: messenger RNA, 2094 nt
Organism: Eupeodes corollae
Lineage: Eukaryota; Metazoa; Arthropoda; Insecta; Diptera; Syrphidae
Product: protein MTO1 homolog, mitochondrial
Exons: 8
Coding region: 58-2055 (665 amino acids)
Biological process (GO): tRNA wobble uridine modification; tRNA methylation
Cellular component (GO): cytosol
Molecular function (GO): flavin adenine dinucleotide binding
Source: RefSeq, a predicted model, not a curated record